Drosophila busckii is the source of this 1502-nucleotide messenger RNA. RefSeq names its product vacuolar fusion protein CCZ1 homolog (gene Ccz1). Lineage: Eukaryota; Metazoa; Arthropoda; Insecta; Diptera; Drosophilidae. The coding region runs from base 83 to 1489 and encodes 468 amino acids. The transcript is spliced from 4 exons. Gene Ontology annotation, biological process: vesicle-mediated transport. Gene Ontology annotation, cellular component: Mon1-Ccz1 complex; intracellular membrane-bounded organelle. The record is from RefSeq and is a predicted model, not a curated record.
UGGCAAAAUGUCUGGAUAAGAUUGCUGUAGUGGAUGUGGAAUUGAUUUGUUAUUUUUAAAUUGUUAAAGGGGUUUGUGAACCAUGGCAAAAGUACUACAGCGUACCGAAAUAACACUACGAAGUUUCUAUGUAUUCAAUUCGAGUCUUGGUGAAAAGGAAGGCGAGGAGCACAAGAAGAUUCUAUUUUAUCACCCAAUUGACAUUGAAUUGAAUUCAAAGAUUAAAGAUGUGGGACUAAAAAAACGAUUAGUACAAAUAACAUUCACCAGCGAGGAUGACUGCAAGGCAUUGCAUACACAAAAGACAACACAGUUGUUUUAUCAGCCAGAGCCAGGCUUUUGGAUGGUGAUGAUGCUCAAUGUACCCAAAGAGAUUAAGCUAAAAGACGGCGUCGAGGUUGCAGACUACCGCGGUGGCGAAGUAUCAGAUCGCAUCUACCACGCCGUGCUGCGACAAUGCUAUUAUAUGUAUCGCUUUCAUCAUGGCUCGCUGCGUAGUAAAUUAACUGCCAAUCCCAAGACUGCAGAUGCUGACGAACAGCGUGAGCAGCUAAUCACUGAACUGCAAGAAUUUUACGAACGUUACUUAGGCAGUUUUAAGGAACUAGAAAGCUGUGACAUAAUGGAUAUGCUGCACUCCAUACAGUAUCUGGCGCUCGAUAAGGCGCUAUUUCUACGGGCGCACAACUUUAGCAUGCUCUGUGACACAUUCCCUUCUAUCAAGGAGUGCAUUAUGCUCUACAACGAUCAGAUUGUUUGUGGUGGCAAAUUGAGUGCCAGCGAUCUAUACAGCCUGCAUGCACAUAUACUGGCAACAACGACACCCGUUAGGGAGGGCAGCGUGGAGAGCUGCGGUGCUUUUGUGCCGCAGUGCAAAGCAACUGUGGAUGGUGUCGAGCCAUUAAGCAUUUGCGUGCAUGUUGACAUGGAAGGUCAUAUUGAACGUUACCAUUUGCUGGUAUAUCGUGCACUAAACGCUACACUCUGCCUGUUCUUAGAUGUAAAACUGGGUGCUCCGAAGCAAGACUUUUGUGAUGAGCUACACGCAUAUAUGGGCCCACAGCUGUCCAGUCUGGCUCGUGAUAUAUCUUCUGAAAUUGGUAAACUGUCUGCGGGCUCGAUCGCCGCUGGGCACGACAAUAGUUACAACGAUGCAGCACCCAAGUAUCUAUUCAUCAAUGAGCAAAGCCUAAAGCAUCAUACAAACAUCUAUCGACAUGCCAAGACCACCCAGCAUAGUAUACCCCGCAAUGUGAUGAGCAUUAUUGCCGAUUUGGCCAAUCCCAUUGAUCAAAAUGAUACUGUUGCCCCCACAGAGGAGGUGCAGGUAAAGACAACCAAUGAUUUUUGGGUUGUAAAGCGGCGCUGCAAUUGGCGCCAAUACUAUGUUAUUCUUUGCAAGUCCAAGGCAACAUUGCUCGAUGUGACGCAGGAAGCGAAGCGUAUAUUUGAACAAGAGCUUACAGAUGAUGUAUUUUUUGACAAAUAAAAAGCAGCAUCAG